GACAAAUGGUAUUGGUUGAGAGAGGUUGUGUUGUGUUUAUCUAACUAAAGCCAUUUUACGAAUAGUAUUUAUUUCAACACUAUACCGUAAGCGUAAAACGUGUUCCACAAGUCUUAAACGCACUUCCUUUCUGUCUCAAUUCGUCAGCGUUGUAGUUCAAUCUUUGUGCGAGUUAUCGCCUAUUUUUAAACCUUAUCAGCUUAUCUAUAUACCUGUAAACUGUAUAUUGGAUUAAUUCUUAUUAUCUUCUUGAAUGGUAACUCAAAUGGCACUUUAAAAGUGAACCAAGUUAACUAAUAGUCUAAGAAUAAACAGAAAUCAGGAAAAAUGGAUAAUUUGAGGUUUUAUAUGGUGACAUGGAAUGUGGCAACAAAAUCGCCCGGUCAGGAUCUGAAUUCUCUGCUGGACUUCCCAUCACAGUUCAACAAGAACAAACCGCUGCCAGACUUCUAUGUAAUUGGACUCCAAGAGGUGAAAUCCCAACCACAGAAUAUGCUUAUGGAUUCUCUGUUCACGGAUCCCUGGACUUCCACCUUCAACAAGAUCCUCUGUAGACAAGGGUACAUCACAGCCAAGAGCAUACGACUGCAAGGGAUCCUACUAUUGGUGUACACUCAGAUGAAGCACGUUACACACCUGAGAGAUAUUGAGGCGCAGUAUACUAAGACGGGGCUUGGAGGGAUUUGGGGCAACAAGGGCGCGGUGAGCGUCCGUUUCAACAUAUACGGGUGUUCCGUAUGCCUGGUGAACUGCCACCUGGCAGCGCACGAACACCUGCUAGCAGAGCGCAUCAGCGAUUACAACACUAUCAUCAAACAACACUUCUAUCACGUCGGAGAGACCACCAACAUCUUGUAUCAUGACUACGUGUUCUGGAUCGGCGACUUAAACUUCCGAACGGAUCACCCUACGGGCAGCAGUCCGUCGUCAGAAGAGAUAGUUGCACAACUACAGAAGAUAGAAAAGGACAAAUACACCAACCUACUGAAACACGAUCAGCUGUUAGCCGUCAUGGAAACUGGGGAAGCUUUCUCGGAGUUCUCCGAGCCUGAUAUACGAUUCCCGCCGACUUAUAAGUUCAAUAUUGGAACCGAUGAUUAUGAUGUCAAAAGGAAGCCGUCAUGGACAGACAGGAUUCUGUACAAGGUGAUAGCGAAUAACUACGAGAAUAUAACUCUACGGGCGGAUCUGAUAUCGUACAACCACCUACCACACUACACAGUGAGUGACCACAAGCCUGUGGUCGCGCAGUAUAACAUCAAGAUCCGCCACGGCUUCACCCGCUCGGUCGUGGGGGAUACAGCGCGAGUGUCAAGAUCAUCAGCCAGAAUGUUCUCGAUGAUGGUUCCAAUGUCUGCCGACGGCACACCGAUUGACGCAUCAUCUACGCCCGGUGACCAGUCUCUGGGGUCGGGUGCUGUUAGUAUGAUGAGCAUGCCAAUACCACAAACUGAUGUAGAUGGAUUGGACAAGGAUUUGGUUGAUGGGCAGGCGUUCUCAAACUACACGGAGAAAACAGUAGAGUUCGCACCAAUCAGUCGGAUUUGGUACGUUGGCGACUCUGACUUCCGAACGCAGUGCACACUGUCUCCCGAUGUCGAGGUUAACGCUAACGACUGGAUUGGUAUUUAUGACGCCAAUUUCCACAGCCUAGACGACUACAUAGCGUACGAGUAUCUGGCCAAAGUGAGUGUCCCUCAAGCGCCCACCGCUGCGGGGCAGCCUCGCACCAUCACACUGAGCUUCCCUGUCGGCAGCGGCGUGCGGACGCCGGGCUUCUACCGAUUUAUAUACUUCAGCCAACCCAACAACGAUGUUAGAAGUGUUUUGGGUAUAUCAGAGCCGUUCGAAGUGAGCAGUAAAGAGGACAGGUUAGUAGCGAUAGACCCUUGCGAGCAGGCUUCUAGCAGUACGUCUCCGGGGCGAUCCAAGCCUUCCACGGCUACCACCGACAUCUUCACCGACUUCACAGGACUCGACGUCGCUAAGCUGUCUCGCCACUUCUCCAACGAUUUGAGCAUUGACUGACUAAAGACUUACCUGCCCGGGUCACCGGCUAACGUCAGGAGAAAGGACAAUCUAUAGGCUUAAGUUCAGUUCAGUCACAAAUCAGUGUAGUUGAAAGUGACUAUUACAAAUCGGUCGGUGAAAAAAUGACAAUAUUGUAAGUGAUAAGUUGAUCAAGUAUGGUGGCGGCCUUGUGGUGUCCUGUUAGUUGGUAUAAGUCUUGUGAUAAUCGGUUCAAAAAUAAACAAACAAUGGUACUGAUCUGCAGACACCAACUUAAUUUUAAUUUAGUUUGAUUAAAACUAGUUUUAUCUCUGUCUUGCACUCGUCGUUAGUGAAGGACGGUACUAUUUUUAGAGCUAUCAGACUAAAAUAAAAUUAAUUUAUCUGCCUGAAUCGGCACUAUAAUUAAAGGGCAUUUUGAAACUUUUAAUGUAACACGACUUAGUAUAAGUAAUCGCUUUUAUCCUUGUUGUAAUGUUAAUAAAGAAAAAAUAGUUCCGUUCUCUAAAAACUAAAAGCAUGACAUUUUAAGCAGCGCCACCUUUCGGUGACAGUAAAGCAUGUUACAACGAUCGUAAAUUCAUACCCAAUUGGAUUUUAGACAUUUGAUUGCAAUAUUCGACGUAAACCUAAUGAAAUGAAAUAAAUAAUUUGACAAAAGAGUAUCUGUUGUUGCGUAGGCGCUACCUGCGAUGGCUGACGGACAUUAUAAAGUCGUAUUUUUUUUACGACUCGUCUUUGAUAAAAGACGGGCAUUUUGCCUCGAACACCGAACCACUAUAAAAGCUUAAUAGUAAUUUUGCCUCAAUAAAUACCCGACUAUAAAGAACAAGUGACGUUUACAAUCUGACCGACUUAUCGGUCACACGUUUAUGAGUUUUUGAUGAUGUCUGAUUCAAGUAACGGCUUGAUAUAUAGUGUAAUUUUUGGUACAAUAAAUUACAAGAAAAUGCUAUUUUAUUAAAUUGUUUAAAUUUCGAAAAGUUCGUGUUGCAUUCAAAUAAAGCACAAUGAAGUAUAAUAAGAUAUUCAAAACAAGAAUAUGUACCUUUUUUACCUACAACAAAAGUUUACAUGCAUCAUCAAUAUCACGCCUAUUUCCUGUUGGGGAACAAAAGUGUAUAUCUAGUUAAUAAAUUAAAUAAGAGUUUAAAAUACUUGCAUUUCUUUGUCUAAAAUCCAAUUUCAAUUGACACAAAUAUUGAGAUUUCAUAGUGAGAUUGCUAAGAUGACAAUUAAAAAUAAGAGUCGAUGAACGUUGUAAGUUUUUUCUCAUUUAUGCGCGUAUCUAUAACAUUCUUGUGGUAUAUUUUUUGGAUAAAUUCCUACUCAAAUACCAUUACUAAUAUCGAGUAGCCGUGCUGAUAUUUUGAGUAAAUAAGUGUUAGUAGUAUAGAGGUUAUGGGCAUGACUGUACGCAAUAAAUUGGUGCUUUAAUCAAGAGUGCAUCAAAUAAUGUGUAUAAUGUACUUACGAAUGAUAACGUGAAAAAAAAACAUAACGCGAAUAAAAAACCGAAAUGUGACUUUGCUCAUACCAAUAGGGUCUAUACAAUCCAACAUCUAUGGUAUGUAUGAACGUAUUUUAGAGGUCGUUUGUUACAAAUUUUAUGCAUUUAGUUGGUAAGCGGUACACCAUAGCUUGUAGACAAUAACGCGGCCACGUUCAACCGAAUUCCUUUACAAGUAUAUAGAACUGUAUUGGAAUUGAAAUACUUAGAUAAAUUGUAAGUAUUAUCGUAGAAGCCGAGUUUCAAAUUAAACUUGUAUUUGUGUCAUUUACUCUUGUAAGUGUUAACAUUAGUGCGAAAGAGAUGACAAUAAAUAUACUCGCUCUAAUUUUAAAGAGUAAGUGAUAUAGGUAUUCGUUUCAAUAUUUCCUAUAUAACGACGUAUUGUAAAUGUUUUUAUUGGUGAUUUAUAUUAGUACAAUUUGUAAAUUUUAUAUCGAUGUAUAGUGCAAUAGAUGCAUAUACACUUCUCAUCAAAAAAAUCGAAACACCUUGCAAGUUUACGUUUUGUCAGGAUUAUCAGAAAAAUGUGUACAUUUAGGAAUAAAUGUUAAAUGUCGUUUAAUAGUGAGUAAUAUGAGCUUAUCAAAUCUUAAUGUUAAUGUUCUAAAUUUAAAUGAAUUUUUCAUAGGUUUCGUAUUUUGUUAAAUGAGUCAUUUUUAUUCCGUAUGGAGUAUAAAGGAAAUGGAUAAAACAACACACGUAAAUGAAAAAAAAAGCUAAAAAACGUUUAUUUAAUAACUUGUAUUCCCUCCCCGAGCUCUAAUUACUGCUUCCAUACGGUUCUUCAUCGAUCGGAUGAGAGUCACGAUCACAUGCUGUGGUAUAUUGUCCCAUUCCUCUUGGAUUGCAUCUUGCAGCUGGCUAAGUGUUUCUGGGGCAGGAUCUCUUGCUCGAAUUCGUCUCUUUAAUUCAUCCCACAGAUGUUCAAUGGGAUUCAUGUCCGGGCUUCUUGCUGGCCAUUCCAUAAUAGAGAUAUCGACUUCGUUAAGAUAAUCUCGUACGACGCCCGCGGUGUGAGCCCUAGCAUUGUCGUGCAUGAAUAUGAAGCCGUUGCCAAUAAAAUGUGCAUAGGGCAUCACAUGAGGCUCGAGACACUCUUCGACGUACCGAUGACAGUUUAGUGCAGGCAGACGUGGCCCAGACACGAAAGCAAGCUCUGUCUUACCGUCGGCGCUGAUUCCUCCCCAAACCGUCCACGAACCGCCACCAUAGCUGACCUUUUCUUCAAUGCAGCAUUGUGCAUAGCGUUCUCCGUCUCUUCUGUAGACCUUGUUCCUUCCGUCGUUACCAUACAGCAUAAUUUUACACUCAUCAGAAAAGAGAACUUUGCUCCACUGUAGGUAUGACCAAUUUAGGUGCUCACGUGCAAAGUUAAGGCGCGCUCUUCGAUGGUCUGCAGUUAAUUUCGGCCCAUUUGCUGGCUUAUGCGGUACCAGUUCACGAUCCUUCAACCUUCUUCUAAUUGUAGAGUCACUUACAGCCACCCUUCGUACAACACGAAGCCGCUGCUGCAGUUGAAAAGCGUUAAGGCGUCGAUUUCUUAAAGAAGUUGUUACAAUAAAUCGAUCAUCUCGCUCAGAAGUGACCCGAUUCCUGCCAGAUCCUGAACGGCGCGUGAACAAACCAGUCUCCCGAUAACGUUUAUAGACUCUAUGAACAGAUGACAGGCUUAGAUGCAGUCUUGCAGCCACAACACGCUGACUAAGGCCAGAAUCCAGCAAUGCCACAACUUGGGCGGCUUCUGUGGGCGAAGUAUCCAUACGUUUUAGAAAAAAAACCUUUUUUCAGACGUCCCAAAGUCACAGUAUUGAAAUAAAAAACAAAAAGUUUAAGGAUAGGCGCCAAUUUUUAGUUUUUAAACGCUAAAUGUACUCCAACCCUAAACACACAUUUGUCUUAAAACAGUGAUUCAUUUCGUUUAUAAGAUAAACAAAUGAAAUUCUAAUUUUGAAUUUAGAAUUUUCGCUUAUUACUGUAAUGGCCAAACUGCCAGCUAUACAUUUAUGUAUUUUUUUUCAUCGUAUGAAUUCUUUUUUGUGUUAAAUUCGGACAGAAACAAUGAAAACGGAAGUGUUUCGAUUUUUUUGAUGAGAAGUGUAUAUUAAAUGUGUAUUAUAUAAUAGAAUUGCAUAAUAAUAAAAUGUAGCUAUACUAUAAGAAUAUUCAACACAACAAUAAUAUUACAUUCAGUAGAAUUUUGAAAAGUUGCAAAUAUGUUGAGGGCUAGGUCGGCGAAGCGCGGGUAUUUAGUUCGUCCUGCGAUAAAAUCAGAAGAAAAAGGCGAAUCAGAAUCAUUCUGAUUCUGAUCAGAAUCAUUCUGAUUCUACGAUAGAUGGACCUCUGGUUAGCCCAAUUGGGAAUAUAGUCGUGUGCUUAUGAUGACGAUGAGGUACUUAUCUAGAGACGAGAGAAGCAGUAUUAUUUUCGCCUACAAAUAAAUAAAUAAUACUUUGACUUUUUAAUUAAACAUUUAAUUUACAUUUUUACACUUUAUUUCAUACUUAGCACAGAAUAAGUUAAGCCGUUGGUCCCGGUUACUACUUACUGAUGUAAGUAAGUAGUCGUGACAUGAGCCAUGUCAGGGGCCUUUGGCGGCUCAAUAGUAACCCUGACACCAGAGUUGAUGAGGUUGGUACUUCACCUCACAACCCACACAAUAGAAGAAGAAGACAGAAUAUGGACCCUAAUGUUUUAUUCCCAUCUGUUAUGUGAUGGAUUGCAACUUCUAAGAAUUCUAUUAAUAAAAAAAAUGCUUGAAAUAUUGAAAAUGGUUAUUUAUAGUUUAAAUAUGUAAUCAUUUAUAUUUGGGACGUUGGUAUUAAUAUAAUUACAUCGUGACAAUUUGUUUAAUGGUGAUAGAUUUAGUUACUUACAACUACGUAUUACAAACGGUAAAAAAUAAUGCUUGGCAUUUAUUAUUAAUAUGCAUUGGUUGUUAAUGUAAAAUUAGUUUUAUUGACCAAUUCCAUUUGUUUGCGCCGUUAGUGAAAUUAAGGAAUUUGAAUUAUGCUCUGAACAAUGUAAGUUUGCCAUUGCUGUUUAAGUCUUAUUUGUUAUCGAAAGAAAAUUUUAAAUGCAUAAAAGUUAUCUAUACACAAACCAGAAGAUCUUUAGUAAAAUGUUGCGUAAUUUUAAAACUCAAAAGACAGAAAUAAUUGGCAAAAUUUUAAUAGAAUGCAGAACAUUACGUUUGAAAGUUGAAAUAUUGUUUGUGCAGCGUAAACAUGAUAAGUAAAAAACGGACUUUGCAUAUGUAAAGUCCAGCUGGACACGAAUAUAUGGGGCUUAAUCCUUAGUUUUUACGAACGGCUUACAGUGCAAUUGUUGUAUUUAAAAUAUACGCCAUACAAAAGUUACCAGGCUGUAGCUUGUUUAUAAAUGCACUUAGUGAAAUAUAGUUCCUUUUUAGGUAUUAAAUUAGUGUCGCGAUGAGAAAAAAAUAUGCAUAUCGUACCUAUUAAAAAGUAACUCGUUGCCUUAUAGAGAAAAUCUAGUAAGCGCUUUUUUGAAAAAUUACUUAGGUUUGCUUUUAUUCAACAAAUUCUCGAUUUCAUUCUGGGUGAAUGAAUAUAAAGACUACUUACUUUUUGCGUGGACUGAAACUAACGUAUCUGUAUAUUGUGAGUUUUACAAAAAUCACACGCGAAUGUGAUUUUUCAAAAAGUCGCUUGCGAGAUGUUCAUUGUAAGACGUCGAAAUAUGAACUUUAGGUUCCGAGAUUUUGUAACGAAUUUGUAAAAACUUACGUAUAUAAAUAAUGAGACACGUAAAAUUUUAGACACUGUUGAAAUUCUUAAAAUUAUUUAUUAUUGAUACAACUCGGGUCCUGGUAUGGAUUAAUUUACGGGUUUUGGCCUAAAGAACUUUCUUGUUAUAAAAAACAUUAGCAAAUUCUUUAAGCGUAUUGGUCACAAGCUUAGAUUAUAAAGUGGUAUAAAUUAGAUGUAGUAGGUAAAUAUAAACGCUAUUCGCAAAGGUUUGUAGCUCAGUUCGUAAUGACAAUAAUUUUAGCUAGAUUUGUGUGGUGAAUUUUAUUACUUAGCAACGCAACCGAAUGGGAAAGUCGGGGUUUGUUUCUACAGUUCAAUUGAUAUAAGUACUACCUACCGUGUAAAAACAACUAUUAUGUAAAAGUUUUGAUUGGUCGUAUUCAACUCGCUAGUUUUCUUUUAUAUUUGUUCCAAAAGUAUAUUAUGGAAUUAAAUAUUAUUUACAAAUAUUUUUUUUAUAUUUCCAAUAUAUUUCCAAUAUUAAAAAAUACGAUGUUUCUAAAACGAAUAUAAUCAAAGGUUCCGAGUAGAAUAAUCUAGUUGUUGUAUUUUGUUUGUGUAGAUAUGGUGCUAAUUCCUGCAAAAAACCAUCCAAUUUUAUUUUAAGUUAUACCUGUCAUUUUCUUAUCCGCCGAAAAUGAAAGGGACAAGUAAUCGAUAGGCAUAAAAUUUAUGGAACACACGUCAAUUUUAGGCAGAAAUCUAAAACAACCCUUUAAAAAAAUUCCAUUGGUCAAUAACCCGACAGGAUUAAGUUGACAUCAAGCGGGUUUCAUAUUAGCGAGAUGCCUAUUUUAUUCGCCCGGGUUAUUAAUUCAUUUAAAAAAAAUAUAGUUGUCAACCAUCCGUCCCUUUCCUUUUCGGCGGAUAAGAAAAGGACUGGUAUAACUUGUAAUAAAAUUAGAGGUGUCUGCAGGAAUCGGGGUCAGUGGUGCCUAUUCAGGCGGACACAAACUUAACCUUAUUUUAGUUUGACAGGUCUUAAAUUAGUGCCGUAAGAAAGAGAUUCAGCUUGUUUUAGUCCUGUCAAAUUAAGUUGCUGCUUGCCUGAAUCGACACCAUUGAGUGGUGUACUACAUCACUAAUCUAAUCUAA
This is a messenger RNA of Pectinophora gossypiella (pink bollworm), 8388 nucleotides long. RefSeq names its product inositol polyphosphate 5-phosphatase K-like. Gene Ontology annotation, biological process: phosphatidylinositol dephosphorylation. Bases 328 to 2028 code for a protein of 566 amino acids. The transcript is spliced from 10 exons. Gene Ontology annotation, cellular component: cytoplasm; ruffle; plasma membrane. The record is from RefSeq and is a predicted model, not a curated record. NCBI's taxonomy places the organism in Eukaryota, Metazoa, Arthropoda, Insecta, Lepidoptera, Gelechiidae. Gene Ontology annotation, molecular function: phosphatidylinositol-4,5-bisphosphate 5-phosphatase activity.